GCCGCCUGGAAGCCCCGUGCCCUCCCUCCGCCCCCGGGGACCCAGGCCCGGGCCCGGGCCGCCUGCUCGUCAACAAGCCGCCGUCGCCAUGUCCAACAACAUGGCCAAGAUCGCCGAGGCCCGCAAGACGGUGGAGCAGCUGAAACUGGAGGUCAACGUUGACCGCAUGAAGAUAUCCAAGGCUGCGGCCGAGCUGCUGGCCUUCUGCGAGGAGCACGCCAAGGAGGACCCGCUGGUAUCUCCGGUCCCGGCCGCGGAGAACCCGUUCCGGGAGAAGCGGCUCUUCUGCGUCCUCCUCUAAGCGCUCCGCGGCGGCCGGGUAACUCCCUUCUCUCCGACUAGGCUGGAAGCUCCCCGAGGGGAGGGGUCGUGUGUACUCACUCUGGUCGACUCUCCCGAGCGCCUAGUGCAGUGUUCUGCCCCACGGCAGGCGCUCAGUUUACACCGCUGACUGACUGAUGAAUUGAAUAAAGGCGACUGCGG
Molecule: messenger RNA, 483 nt
Organism: Tachyglossus aculeatus (Australian echidna)
Lineage: Eukaryota; Metazoa; Chordata; Mammalia; Monotremata; Tachyglossidae
Gene: GNG8
Product: G protein subunit gamma 8
Exons: 2
Coding region: 89-301 (70 amino acids)
Biological process (GO): G protein-coupled receptor signaling pathway
Cellular component (GO): heterotrimeric G-protein complex
Molecular function (GO): G-protein beta-subunit binding
Source: RefSeq, a predicted model, not a curated record